Misgurnus anguillicaudatus (oriental weatherfish) is the source of this 1606-nucleotide messenger RNA. NCBI's taxonomy places the organism in Eukaryota, Metazoa, Chordata, Actinopteri, Cypriniformes, Cobitidae. The record is from RefSeq and is a predicted model, not a curated record.
AUGAAGCAUCUUACCUUGUCCCUGUUGGCAGUAGCGUUGCUCUCGUCAUUGGGAAGCUCUCUGCUUUAUGGUUAUAAUCUGGCUGUAGUUAAUUCUCCUGCGCUAUACAUUAAGGACUUUUAUAACCAAACCAUUGUGAGACGUUAUGGGUCAGGAGUGGAUGAAGAGCAUCUUACGCUUUUCUAUUCAAUCACUGUGUCUAUAUUUGCCAUUGGAGGCUUGCUGGGCUCUCUCACAGUAGGAAUACAGGUUACCACAUUUGGAAGGAAAGGGACGCUGAUACGCAGCACAGUUCUGGUGUUUGUAGGUGGAGGGUUGAUGGGCUUCAGUCGGUUAUGUGGCUCACCAGAAAUGAUUAUUAUCGGUCGCUUCAUUACAGGAAUACAUUCAGGGAUAUCUCUCAGCGUUGUGCCCAUGUUUCUUGGAGAAAUUGCUCCAAAGAAUCUCCGUGGAUUCCUGGGACUCAUGCCCAGCAUUUUCAUCUGUUUGGGUGUAUUUAUUGCUCAGGUUCUGGGGCUUCAUGAGAUCUUAGGCAAGGAAGAGUUCUGGCCUUUGUUACUCUCUCUUGUCAUAUUGCCCACAUUCAUACAGCUCGUCUUCUUGUCAUGGUUCCCAGAGAGUCCAAGAUAUCUUUUGAUAGAAAAGCAGAACAUUCAUGCCACAAUCACAGCGUUGAAGUGGUAUCGUGCUAAGUGUAACAUCCAGGCUGAGGUGGAGGAGAUGCAGGAAGAGCAGCGAACUUUGACCUCAGUGAAGACGGUCUCAGUAUUACAGCUCUUCAAGGAUUCGUCCGUGCGCUGGCAACUUAUCACCAUCAUUGUGGUCAAUGCGGGAAUGCAGCUGUCGGGAAUCGAUGCGAUCUGGUUCUACACCAAUUCAAUCUUUGAGAAUGCCGACAUUCCUGCUCAUCAGAUCCAGUAUACAACAGUAGGCACAGGAGCUAUAGAAGUCAUCGCUGGACUCAUAGGUUGCUUCAUUAUUGAGCGUGUUGGCAGGAGGCCGCUAAUGAUUGCUGGUUUUAGUUUUAUGUGCAUUUGUUGUGCUGGAAUUACUUUUUCACUUCAGUUACAGACUCAUGUGUCCUUCAUGCAUUAUAUCAGUGUGAUCUGUGUGGUUGGGAUUAUUGCUGGAUUCUGUAUAGGGCCUGCCGGUGUCCCGUUCCUGUUGACAGGAGAGCUCUUUAAACAGUCUCAUCGACCUGCUGCCUACAUUGUAGGAGGAUUUCUUAACUGGAUAUCAAACUUCACUGUGGGCUUUGUAUUUCCAUUCCUACAGAUGUCAGCUGGUGCUUUCUGUUAUCUGGUGUUUUGUGGUGUGUGUGUUGGUGUGGCGCUCUAUGUCUACUUUGUUGUCCCUGAGACAAAAAACAAAACUUUUGUGGAGAUCAGUCAGAUGUUUGCCUUAAAAAAUAGACGUGAAAUUGAAAAAGAGCCCCUGGCUAUCGCUGACCAACUCAGUCUUAAAAAGAUGAAUGGAUAUGGAAGUGUUGUGCCUGCAGAUCUGGAGAAAUCGUCUUGAUGUUGUACGCUGUGAUCUGAUGCUGCUAAAUACUGCUGCUCACAAUGACAUCAAAAUCUGAGAUUAUUUUUGUUAUGCUUUCAACUAU